AUAUUUGACUUUGCGGAGCCAUUUAGAGGAACAUGCCUAAGAAGAAAAGCGGUGCACGAAAGAAAGCCGAGAGACAACGUGAAAUCCAGAAGCAGAUUCGGAAAAUGCGGCGCAUGUAUGCGAGAUCAGAAAAAUCGUGCCUUUUGCUAUUUCUGCAACACAUUGAAUAAUUUACCGGUUUGUGCGGGUUGUGGUAAACAAAAAUGCAUGAUGAAGAGCGGGGACUGCGUCAUCAAACAUCCAGGCAGAUUUACUACUGGUUUCUUUUUGUUUUUAAAGGAAAAUUCUUGAAA
Messenger RNA from Gongylonema pulchrum, 293 nucleotides. NCBI's taxonomy places the organism in Eukaryota, Metazoa, Nematoda, Chromadorea, Rhabditida, Gongylonematidae. The record is from the annotation of a GenBank genome assembly.